Messenger RNA from Haliotis rufescens (red abalone), 1435 nucleotides. RefSeq names its product 28S ribosomal protein S34, mitochondrial-like. The coding region runs from base 97 to 588 and encodes 163 amino acids. Gene Ontology annotation, cellular component: mitochondrial small ribosomal subunit; mitochondrion. Gene Ontology annotation, biological process: mitochondrial translation. Lineage: Eukaryota; Metazoa; Mollusca; Gastropoda; Lepetellida; Haliotidae. Gene Ontology annotation, molecular function: structural constituent of ribosome. The record is from RefSeq and is a predicted model, not a curated record. The transcript has 2 exons.
AUUCCAAUAUGGCGGCACCCAUAAGCAUGUGCUCGAAGUCAUAACAAAUACGAGAUUUAGUUUCCUUCCAGAAGACAUAUCUGCUACAAUCUGACAAUGCCUAUUAGAUAUGUUGGCCGGGAAAGCUAUUUCCGUGGAAAGACGCUCUUCGAGAUUGCGGCUAACUUAAGAAAUUGUGGCGAGGGCCGAGUUGUGACAAGAUUCAAGUUCGCGGAACGCUACGAAGAAAAAAGCUAUUAUCGACUCACCAAAGUUACUCCUGAUCUCUCCGACAAGACCACUCGCAGUGGGAAGGCCUGGGGGGUGAAGGUGUUCAGGGGAGAGAACCUGGGUGUGCGUCAGAUAGAUGCUGGCAUGAAGGCAGACUGGAGGCUCAUACCCAGGGAGGAAGAGAGUACCUAUUGCCAGGAACUGUCCCAGCCCCGGCCCAGGAAUGUGGUGCCCAAAUAUGCUGACAUUCCUCCGUUGCUGGGACUCCUCGCCAAGCAGGAGAUGUCCGCGAGGGGAGAGGACACAUCACAACCUCUGAGGAUGGAGCUGAAUAUUAAAAAGGAUUUCCUGAACAGAGCAAUACAGGAAGAUACAUGAUGUCUGCACUCGUUGUGUGAGCUGUGUGUAUCUACAGGUGUGUGAAAGUUCCUGCAACUCCAGAUUCAUGGAUGAAAAUAUCAGUCCUUCAGUUACAAUUCAGCUGAAGUACCGGUAAUCAUGUGUGAGAGCCAAAUUUAUUUCAACCAAGAGUGACUAUCUUUAGAUGAAAAUGUGUUUAUGAAAAUUUGUUCAAGCCACAAUCACAAAAUAAUGAUAAUUCAGAAUCAUGUUUCUUUACCAGUAUGGUCUGUUGGAAAUACAUAAAACAUGUAAUGAGUACAGUAUUGUAUGGUGCUUUGUUCUACUCACAACAUAGAAUGAGAACAAUCCGCAGGAAGAGAAUACCUCGUCCUGAGUUGGUAAUUAAUCUUUCAAGGAAAGUAAACAUGUUUUCCCUUUAAAACUGACUAAAUCAGAAAAUGUCGUUGCAAAUAAGCAGGGCAUGGAAUGAUUCAAGAUAUGACAUCCUUAGCUUCCUGACACAAUUCACCCCAGAUCAACUCGUCCAAGCUUGGAUAAAAGGUGGUUUGAAUGAUUUUACUACUGCUUCACAAGUAUACAAAAAUAAUCAUUUAAUACAUUUAUCAAUGCCUUUAUUUCAACAAUGGAUAGUUUAUAAGAUAUGUUAGUGUUAACAAAGGGAUAAAUAGGCACAAACAACAGAAAGGUGUUUGUUCCAGUGCAGUAUCUACUGCUGAAGAUACAUCUCCUUCACAGGGAGUUAGAUGGUGUCUGUGUCCAGAGAAUAGUACUUGUAGACAGUGAAGGAGUUGUUUGUUGUUCUGCAUUGUAUCAGAGACAUCUACCCAUAAUAUAAAAUUGGAUGAGUGUGUAUAUUUCAAAA